AUGUUGCGGAAGGUGAUACAGACCCAAGCGCUCUCUACCCGUGUACUCAUCGCUAGAAAAACUUCCAACAUUGUUAUUGCAAGGUUUUCAUCCAAUGCCAAUGAGUUGUUUAACCCUUUCAAGGUGCAGCCUGGUUGUCUCCAGCCUGGACUAUUGGCUAUGGAAUUCCAAGAACGUCGCGCAAAAUUGUUUGACACAAUGCCAAACAACUCGGCGUUUAUUACCAACGCAGCUGAAGUCAAGUAUAUGACACAUGAUAUCCCGUUUGAGUUCCACCAGAACAGCAACUUCAUGUACCUCACUGGAUUGGAGGAGCCUGAUGCUCAUGCAGUACUGGUCAAGAGUCAAAAUAAAUGCUCUUUUGUGCUCUUUGUACGUCCUCGGGAUCCACGCAGUGAGCAAUGGGAUGGUGCUCGGAUCGGUUUAGAUGGAGCUAAAGAUCGUUAUUUAGCGGAUGAAGCCUUUCAGUUGACGGACCUGGCCUUGGGCAUGCACAAACUGCUGUCUGGAGUGGACAAGGUAUUUGUGCUCAAGCCGGAUGGAGCAAAGUAUUCGUCGAAUUUUAUACACGCUACGCAGGACUUUUAUAGCAAAUUUGUUAGUGGUGAUUUUCUGGUUGAACAACUUCGUGUGGUAAAAUCCGAAAAUGAACUCAACCGUAUGCGGUUCGCGGCGGACAUUGGCGCGGAGGGAUUUAUUGACAUGAUGAAAAAUACACGACCUGGCAUGCUUGAGCUUGCACUCGGAUCGACUUUUGAAGCGUCCGUCAAGAAGAAUGGUGCGCUGUGGAACGCGUUUCCGAACGUCGUGGGUUCGGGAUCAAAUGCUGCAGUGAUUCACUAUUUGGCGAAACGUGAUUUGCUCUGUGAGCACGAUUUGGUGCUGGUUGAUUCUGGAUGUGAAGUUGCUGGUGGAUACGCAAGUGACAUUACGCGCACAUGGCCUGUCGGCGGAAAAUUGUCAGUAGGACAGGUCAUUUUGUACGAGUUUAUUCUGGAUGUCCAGAAGAAGUGCAUUGAGCAUUUGAGAAAAAUGAUUCAAGAAAAGGAGCCUAUUAGUUUAAACGGUCUACAUGACUACUCCGUGGAUCUCAUGAUGAAACAGAUGCUUGAAUUGGGAAUUAUGAAAGCCAAGGGCGGGCCACACUCGCGCUCUGCAAUGCGUGAGUUUCAAAAGUACAACCCGACGCACGUUGGUCAUUAUUUGGGCAUGGAUAUUCACGACACACCGCACAUCACGCGCGGUGCACCGUUGGUACCGGGUAUGGUAAUUACCGUUGAGCCGGGUAUUUACUUGCCGAAAAAUGACUUUGACGUGCCUAAAGAGUUCCGUGGAAUUGGUAUUCGAAUUGAGGAUGAUGUUGUGAUCACGGAGACGGGAAUAGAGAUUACUACAUCUAAAGUAUCAAAGGAGCUGAAGGAGAUGGAGGCAAUGCGCUAUGAGUAG
Peronospora farinosa is the source of this 1446-nucleotide messenger RNA. The record is from the annotation of a GenBank genome assembly. NCBI's taxonomy places the organism in Eukaryota, Oomycota, Peronosporomycetes, Peronosporales, Peronosporaceae.